This is a messenger RNA of Cuscuta epithymum, 1879 nucleotides long. The record is from the annotation of a GenBank genome assembly. NCBI's taxonomy places the organism in Eukaryota, Viridiplantae, Streptophyta, Magnoliopsida, Solanales, Convolvulaceae.
AAACUUCCAACUUUCCUUUUUCGUUCGUCCCAAUUAAAACUUCCACUUUCCUUUUUUGGCAAAGAAUUUGUGGUUCACAACAAUUCUUACAUAUUUCUCUCUCCUCUGCACAACUCUCCACCACACAAUGCCCACUAUCUUAAACUGUGUGUCAAUCCUAUUUGGAAGAUAAAUUAGGGACAGAGUCGGAGGGAGUAAUUUUUUUUAAGAAAAAUUGAAAAUAAUAAUCCCAACUAUUGCUGGUCCGCUGAAAAUAAUCCCAACUAUUGAUUAUUUUUGUAUAAUCCCAACUAUAUAGACUAUCCGCCAAUAUUGGUCCAUGACCAUAUAUUACCUCUAUAAAAAGUGAAUUUUAAAUAGAAAUUAAGCGUAAAAAUUAAAAGUUGAGAUUAUUUAUAGGGAUUACUUGUUAGAUCUCAUCUCAUCCACUUUAGAAACUACAAGAAUUUAUUCAUAGGGACCAUUAUUGGCGGAAGGUCCCUAAAGUUGGGAUUAUUCUGUAAUAAUCAAUAGUUGAGAUUAUUAUGAGCGGACCGCCAAUAGUUGGGAUUAUUACUAUCAAUUUUUCCUUUUUUUUUACCAGGUCUCUGUUUACCCAGUCCACGCUGCAUUCGGUGAUUGGCUACAAAAUAUGUAAUCAUUCUCAUGAAUCUGCCAUGCACACUGCACAUGUCUGUAUAUAUAUAUCCCCUCUCAACGGUAUUCCCAUGUCUACUGCCACUGCAAACGGAGCCUCAGGACCACUUCUUCUCUUCAUUUCCGUUCGUCCACUUUCUAACCGUCUCUUUCAAUCUCCACCGUCCGAUCUCAUCUCUUCACCCACGAAUCCCCCAUUUUACCCCUACAACUUCGCUCUAAUUACCGUUUUACCCCGUUUCACUUUUCUUCUCCAACUAAUUUCUCACUCUUCGGUGUGAGUGAGUGCCAAGAAUCACUCGCUUUCCAAUCCCAAGCUAUAUAUAUAUAAAUACACGCAUAUAUGCGUACUGUUCGUUUUUACUUUCCACAGUUCUGUUAGAGAGAUAUAGAGAGAGAGGGAGAUGGAAGCGUACUUGAGAUGCGAACGGGUUGUGAUGGCGGAGACGACGCCAAUGGCUGCGAUGGUGGAGGCUGGAGCUGCUGCGUUCCGGGGGAAAGAUGGAGAGGUGACGAUCAUCAGCUCUAGUAAGCGGAGAAAGGUUGUUUCUCCGUCCGAUCAUUGCGAGGUCUAUUGUUUGUCGGAGUGCUCUGUUUUUCCGGCGUCUUCAUUGCCGGCUUCAGAGUGCGAGGGCUCUAGCUACGCGGAGGAAAAAGCUUUGGAUCUGAAGGAGAAAGGUUUUGAGACGGCCGAUACAGCAAACAGCACCGGCAAAUUCAGCGGGGAGACGACGGCAAUAACUGGACUUAGCCAAGGAGACUCAGGAACAGAGGUGGAUUGCUCGAAGAAGAUAUCAAAGGCGGAGAAAGUAUCAUCGGCAGGCGGCAAAGAUAAUACACCGUCUGCGGCAGAGAUUGAAGAGUUCUUCUCCGCUGCUGAAAAGUACCAGCAAAAUUUGUUCAUGGAAAAGUACAACUACGAUGUAGAGAAGGACGUACCUCUGGAAGGGCGGUACAAGUGGGUUCCAUUGAAGCCUCCCUGUUCCCAGGUGAUCAUCAAAGUCGGUGAAGACGAACAGCUUAGCCGCAGUUGAUAAUUUUCUUAAUCCAUCAUUUGUCUUUUGUCCAGUUUAUAUCCUGCUCACUCUAGCUACUUACUUGAUCUUAAUUAUAUUUUUUGUUAAUUAAUGAUCAGUUGCACACGAUUAAUCGUGCAAAUCCUUCUUCCAUUUCUUUGAAGGUUAUGUUUUUCCAACAUUUCAGCUAUAUUAAUCUCAAUUAGGACAUUCUAAUCUAAGCUAGC